Messenger RNA from Ostrea edulis (European flat oyster), 2594 nucleotides. RefSeq names its product TATA-box-binding protein-like. Gene Ontology annotation, biological process: protein dephosphorylation; DNA-templated transcription initiation. Gene Ontology annotation, molecular function: RNA polymerase II general transcription initiation factor activity; protein tyrosine/serine/threonine phosphatase activity; DNA binding. NCBI's taxonomy places the organism in Eukaryota, Metazoa, Mollusca, Bivalvia, Ostreida, Ostreidae. The transcript has 15 exons. Bases 275 to 1627 code for a protein of 450 amino acids. The record is from RefSeq and is a predicted model, not a curated record.
UUCUAUUUUAUGUUCAGAUAUGUAUUUCCUGAACGUUUUCAAAGGCCGCGAACAUCAAGGAAUGUAGACUCAGUAGAGUGAUGAUUUUUUUGCUCAGAAUGCUCAAAUUUUGACAGUUCAAGAGACUGUUAAAAACAACAAAAUGUAAAAAUCUUAAAGAUGGCAACCGUUUUCAAUUUUGUCUACUCGUUUGGUUACAAUAUUGUCAUUAAACCGUCUUUGUCCCACUGACGAAAAUUUCCUAAUAUUGACAAGAAACCUAAGAACUAACGAAAUGGACGGAUCGGGACAGAACUUUGCUUCUUAUGGGAGUGGUCUUACUCCCCAACACCAACAGAGUCCAAUGAUGUCUCCUGCAGCUCUAAGCAGUUUCUCUCUUGGUGCUACUCCAAAUCCAGUCAUGCCUCCAUCUAAUGCAAGUUUAUACCCUCCCCAAACCCCAGCAGGUCCCAUGACCCCAGGUGUACCUGUCACCCCCGGAGGACCCCCUAUAACCCCCGGAGGACCCCCUAUAACCCCCGGAGGACCAAUGACACCAGCAACCCCCGCCUCAGAGGGUGGAGCUGGAAUGGUUCCUCUUCGGCCACAGUUGCAAAAUAUAGUGUGCACUGUAAAUCUUGGCUGUAAACUGGAUCUCAAGAAGAUUGCUCUUCAUGCAAGAAAUGCAGAAUACAAUCCAAAGCGAUUUGCUGCUGUCAUUAUGAGGAUACGAGAUCCCAGGACAACAGCUCUUAUUUUUAGUUCAGGAAAAAUGGUCUGUACAGGAGCGAAAAGUGAAGACCAAGCCAAGUUGGCAGCAAGAAAAUAUGCAAGGAUUGUUCAAAAAUUAGGAUUUGCUGCAAAAUUUUUGGAUUUUAAAAUACAGAACAUGGUUGGAAGCUGUGAUGUAAAAUUUCCUAUCAGAUUAGAGGGUUUGGUGCUGACCCAUGGUCAGUUUUCAAGUUAUGAGCCAGAGUUAUUCCCCGGACUGAUUUACAGAAUGGUGAAACCUCGCAUUGUGUUGCUUAUUUUUGUCUCAGGAAAAGUUGUACUUACAGGAGCCAAAGACUGGGAGUAUGCCAUGAGAAGAGAAAUGCAGGAAAUUGUACCUAACCUUUACCUUGGACCUUAUGCUUCAGCUAAUAAAAACAAGUUUAGCCAUCUAGAAGCCAUAGGAAUAUCUGAUAUUGUGUGUAUCAGACAUGCUGCAGAGGCUAACUUCAUCAAACCAAACUUUCCAGAUAGGAUAAGGUACCUUGUCUUAAAUGUCGCAGAUGUAUAUACAGAAAAUAUUAUUCAAUAUUUUUCAAAGAUAAAGGCAUUUAUAGAAGACAGUUUUGCAAGGAAUGGAAAAGUUCUAGUCCAUGGGAAUGCUGGAAUGUCGCGCAGUGCAUCAUUUGUGAUUGCCUACAUCAUGGAGAAAUAUGGCUUAUCAUAUAGAGAUGCAUUUGUCUACGUCCAACAGAAGAGAUUUUGUAUUAACCCUAACGAGGGAUUUGUACAGCAGUUACACGAAUACGAGCCUAUGUACAGAGCUAGAGUCACUUUUCAACACAGUUAUACCCCUUUAGAGAGCGGAAUGUUAAAGCGAAAAUUCACCGAGGAUCACGAGACGACAGAAGAUGGCGUAUUAAUGCAACAUACGUGACAGGUUCUGUGUCAUGUCCGAGUCGAUCUCUGUUAAUGAACAAAGAAAAAAACUGAAAAUAAUCUUCAGAUAUCAGAUUAUUAGGUAACCUGAAUCACUCAAGUUACCUAUUGGGAUCUGUUUAUGUCUGCCAUUGUAAACUUUUCAACAGUAUUACCUUUCUUAAAUAUUGAAACAUUUAUCACCAGUGUUGGUAAAAAGCAUCUUUAGGUAAGGCAUACAAAACUAUUCAUUCCAUGGUCUCUUCUGCCAUUAGGUUUUAGCGGUGGGGCUCACUGCCACACCUCUAAAUCAGUGUAAUAGGAUAAUUAAAAAAAAAAAAUCUCUACUCUUGAAUGUCUAGUUGAGAAACUGGGUGCAUAUAGUUGUAUUCAGGAGCUUCUACCAAAAUUGUGAAUUCAUGGCUCCUGGGUCAGAGAUUCAGCCCAUUUUGAAGGGAUGGAGGAUCUUCUGCAUCUAUCAGACAAACUGGAUGCUUAGUUGUAAUGACCAUCAAGCUUUUACCAAAUUUAUGGACCCUGGAUCAAGGGUUCAGACCCCAGGAUGGGGACAUCAUGGAUCAUAUAGUGAAAAUGAAUUGACUAUUAUAAAAUCUUUUCUUCUACUUCUGAAAAUUUAGCAAAGAAAUUGGGUGCAUAGCAUUAUUAAGCAUCAAGGCAUCUUCCAAAAGAGUGAAGCCCAUCACUUCCCCUGGGACACAGGUUCAGGCUUUAGGGUGGUGCUAUAUAGAUCAUAGUAACCAAAAAAUAAGGAUGUUUAGUUCUCAGGAGUUUAAACAAUGUGCAACAUUUCGAAUUAAAACUCCUCCUUGCAUGGUACCCAGAUGACUGUUGAGCGCUGAUUACCUCUUGUUAUUGAUAUUCUUGACUAUAUUCCUCAUUUUUCAUGUGUUUGUUUUCAUGAUUACAUACAUCAGCAUGUAUAUAUUGUUAUACUAUAUUAUUGAAUAAAUAUGUUUAAAAUUCAA